AAAGAGAGGGAGACUAGAGACUAUGAUGUUUCAACAAGAGUAUCAAUAUGGCUUGUCACUCAUGGAAACAUCAUCAAGCUACAAAGUCUUAGCAGAGCAACAACCUAUUUCAACGGACAACUUAUAUUCUCUAUGAGCACGAGGUGGUUUCAGUGA
Messenger RNA from Eruca vesicaria subsp. sativa (arugula), 156 nucleotides. The record is from the annotation of a GenBank genome assembly. Lineage: Eukaryota; Viridiplantae; Streptophyta; Magnoliopsida; Brassicales; Brassicaceae.